Messenger RNA from Drosophila ficusphila, 1209 nucleotides. It is a transcript of the gene Gr93b, whose product is annotated as putative gustatory receptor 93b. The coding region runs from base 1 to 1209 and encodes 402 amino acids. NCBI's taxonomy places the organism in Eukaryota, Metazoa, Arthropoda, Insecta, Diptera, Drosophilidae. The transcript is spliced from 3 exons. The record is from RefSeq and is a predicted model, not a curated record. Gene Ontology annotation, cellular component: membrane. Gene Ontology annotation, biological process: sensory perception of taste.
AUGUUGCUUUAUAUUGAUGGGUUCAGCGUUUCAGGUCCGUUAGUCAUGAAGCGAAUUCCGCGCUGCCUAAACGCUUCCAGGAUAUCUGGACUGCUGCUGCGAGGCUGUUUUUUAUAUGGCACCAUUUUUGGAGUGAUCACCUAUCGAAUCGAGAGAAAGGGCUCCUUUUUGGUGGCCAGCAAUCGCCGGGGAUACCGGUGGAUCUGUGUGGUUAUUCGGCUGCUGACCACUGCUCUUUACACUUAUAGUUAUGAUGCAUGGGCAGGCCAAUUUGUGGAUUGGUAUUUUCGAGCCUUCUUCAUCAUUCGAUUGGUGGGAUGUCUGAUCUGCAGUGUAAUUAUCCUGGUGCUGCAAUUGUGGUUCGGCGAGGAACUGCUUUUACUGGUUAACAGUUUCUUGAAGCUCUUUCAGCGACUGCGAGCUCUAACGAAUUCCAAUCAAGUUGGAUUCGGUGACAGGCAGGAGUGCAUAUUGAUGGCUUUCAAGGUUAUCUCCAUACUAUUUGUAUUCAUGGCUUUCCGAUUCGUGUUUUUACCCUGGACCCUGAUUACAAUGCUUAGUGAUUUCUACACCUCGGUUGGCACUGGAAUGGUCACGCAUCUAUGCUUUGUGGGCUACCUCAGCAUUGGAGUCCUUUACAGGGACCUGAACAACUAUGUGGACCGCCAACUGAGGGCACAAAUGAUUUCGCUGGAUGUUGAGAGUGUUGGAGAGAAUCCACAGCCAGCUCGUGUUGCCAUCUCGAAUUUGGACAAGUGUUUGUCUCUUUAUGAGGAGAUCCAUCUGGUGUCGCAAAGGUUCCAGCGGAUCUUCGAUCUGCCACUCUUCGUUAGCCUAUUGCAUAGUCUUUUGGCUAUGGCAAUGGUGUCUUACCACGCCAUCCUGCGAAGGCAAUACUUAUUCAACCUCUGGGGCUUGGUCAUCAAACUCCUCACUGAUGUGGUGCUACUGACAAUGGCGGUGAAUUCAGCUGUAAGUGGUUCCCGAUUGGUAAAACGACUGAGCCUGGAGAACUUUUACGUGACUGAAGACAAGGGUCACCAUCAAAAGUUGGAGCUUUUCCUGGGCGGCCUGCAACAUCGGGCGCUGCGAGUGUGUCCUUUGGGCCUCUUCGAGGUCUCCAACGAGCUGACCCUCUUCUUCCUCUCGGCGAUGAUCACCUACUUGACCUUUUUGGUACAGUACGGCCUGCAGUCGCAGCAAAUUUGA